Molecule: messenger RNA, 1039 nt
Organism: Anolis carolinensis (green anole)
Lineage: Eukaryota; Metazoa; Chordata; Lepidosauria; Squamata; Anolidae
Product: testis-specific serine/threonine-protein kinase 2-like
Exons: 1
Coding region: 125-961 (278 amino acids)
Biological process (GO): protein phosphorylation; intracellular signal transduction
Cellular component (GO): cytoplasm
Molecular function (GO): protein serine/threonine kinase activity; ATP binding
Source: RefSeq, a predicted model, not a curated record
CACUCAAUUGCUGGGAGACCGGAGACCAAGCCAGACUCAAAACUCCUUGAGUGGAGCACCAUCUCAAAACCCAUAGGACCACCUCUCUAAGUCCUACUCCGUCAGGAAGUUGGUAUCCCCACCCAUGGAUGAUGCUGCCGUGCUGAAGAAGAAAGGCUAUAUCCUAGGAGGUAGUCUAGGUGAAAGUUCCUUUGCCAAAGUCAAGUCGGCCUACUCGGAGCGUCUGAAGAGCCAAGUGGCCGUCAAGAUCACAGACAGAAGGAACGUCCCCACUGAGUUCUUGGAGAAGUUCCUGCCUCGGGAGUUGGAGAUCUUGUCCACCGUCGACCACUGCUCCAUUGUCAAGAUCUACGAGAUCUUUGAGACCUCUGGGAAGGUCUACAUUGUGAUGGAGCUGUGCGUCCAAGGCGACCUCUUGGAGUUCAUCAAGAGCAACCGGGGGCUCCCCGAGGAAGUGGCUCGCCGGAUGUUUCGCCAACUCUGCUGUGCCGUCAAAUAUUGCCAUGACUUGGAUGUGGUGCACCGGGACCUCAAGUGUGACAACGUCCUCCUAGACAAAGACAUGAAUGUCAAGUUGUCCGAUUUCGGUUUUUCAAAGCGGUGCUACCGAGACGGGGAUGGUCACAUCGUUCCCAGCCAGACGUUUUGCGGGUCGGCAGCGUACGCUGCUCCAGAAGUGAUCCUUGGCAUCCCGUACCACCCCAAAGUUUAUGAUAUGUGGAGCCUGGGUGUCGUGCUCUACGUCAUGGUCUCCGGGUACAUGCCAUACGACGACUCCAACGUCAAGCGGAUGCUCCGGCUCCAGCAGGAACACCGGGUGAUCUUCCCUGAAACAUUGAGCAUCGAAUGCAAAGAUCUGAUUUUCCGCAUGCUGCAACCUGAUGUUGCUCACCGCCUCCAGAUUGAAGAAGUCUUAAACCACCCUUGGGUGCAAGGGAAGCGGCUGAAGAGAUUUCGGUAAAAGCAAACAUGCAAUUUUAUCAGGAAUACUUAUUGCUUUGAAAAGUGCAAUAAAUAAAUAUUACUUUCUUGUUCUAGA